This is a messenger RNA of Penicillium mononematosum, 570 nucleotides long. RefSeq lists its product as uncharacterized. The coding region runs from base 1 to 570 and encodes 189 amino acids. The transcript has 2 exons. Lineage: Eukaryota; Fungi; Ascomycota; Eurotiomycetes; Eurotiales; Aspergillaceae. The record is from RefSeq and is a predicted model, not a curated record.
AUGGCCGAGACACGCUCUCCUCCCGAGGUCACCACAUCCACGCUUCCCACCCUCGACGUUCAAUACGAAAACAAAUUCAAGGAUUACGAGCUCUCAGAUAUUACACAUAUUGUCAUACAUCUAUCUGAUACACACAUCAGGAACAUCAUGAAUUCAAAUACCGAUAUCUCCAAUGAGUACGGCAACCAAGGUUAUUUGGAUAUUGUCAGGAAGAUGCUCUCCGUGACGUUCUUCGGAAACGAAAACCAGCUGGAAUGGCUCGGCACCGAGCGCCUUGGUAGACGGAAGUUCGUUGCAUUCACCAACAUCAAAAAUAAAGAGAAGUGGGUUCAGAACCAGAGCCUGAGAUACGGAAAGCUGAAGAUGGUUGAAGUCAUGUUCAUGCGGACCAACCCUCGGGAGACACAGAAGAUCUUCUGGAGGCCUGCCAGAAAGAUUGUCUUUCGUCAUGUUCUGAUUAAAGUGCGUAACUCGGUUGAGAAGGCCCGGGUUCGAGCUGCGACAACACGAGCGGGUAUGAUCUCUCAGAAACUGGCAUAUAGGCUGCGGAAGUGUUCGGCUUCAGUAUGA